AGUAAGUUGGAAUGGCGUACUGCAAACAGAGUGCAGGUCAUGAGGAGGUGUUAAAAUGUCCAGUUUGUCUAGAAAUCUAUAAAGAUCCUGUUAUUGUGGAAUGUGGACACAGCUUCUGCAGAGAAUGUAUUGAUAUAUUUUGGGACUACAACAAAAACAUCUCUUGUCCUGAGUGUUGUGAAAAGUUCUCAGCCAGAAAGCACAAAGUGAAUCAGCUGCUUGCUAGUGUGAUUAGGGGAACUCAGAGAAUGAGCCAGAGAAAGAAACAGGAGAAACCAGACUCUUCACAAAAAGAAGGGACGCAGAUUCCAACUGCAAAGCAAGAGAAAGUACUUCAACAUUGUGAUGAACAUGGAAUGAAUUUGGAAUUGUUUUGUGAGGAAGAUGAAACCUUGGCCUGUGCUCAGUGUGUUCCAAAGCAUUAUGGACACCAUUUCAUAUCCUUGCAGGAGGCAGUUAGCAUGUACCAGGAUAAACUGAAAGUAGCUUCAAGAUGUCUGGAAUGCAGACUGAAAGUGCUUGCAGAGCUGCAGAAGAAACAGAUCCAGAAGGUGUCUAGUAUCAAAGGGCAGGCCCAGAGUCUGGAACAACAUAUUACAUCAGAGUUUGUUAGACUGCACCAGUUUCUUCAGGACAAGGAGCAGCAACUGAUCCAACAACUCAAGAGAGAAGCAGCAGGAAUUCUGGAGGAGACAGAGGAAAACCUGAAAAUAAUUAAGGAGAAGAGCAACACCAUUCAAAGACAAAUAUUAGCUAUUCAGUCCAAGAUAAAUCAGGAUGAUUCUCUGCGUUUGCUAAUGGAAUUCAAAGAUGAUGUAGAAAGGUUCGCUAAACUAUCAGAUGAAACAACUUUGUCUAAAUCUAUCUUUGUGACUCAUUCCCUGAACCUUGGGAUGUAUAAGAACCCCCUCCUACAGUACAGCAUUUGGAAAGAAAUGGAAUCUAUUAUCAGUCCAGCGUUGUCUCCAGUGACAGUAGACCCGAAGACUGCACACUCUAACAUCAUUGUCUCUAAAGACAGGACCAGCAUAAGAUGUGCUAACAAAGAAAGACAGCUCCCUGACAAUGCUGAUAGAUUUGAUUAUCAACCUUUUGUGCUGGGAUCAGAGGGAUUUACAUCAGGCAAGCACUGCUGGAAGGUGGAAACAAAGAACAUGACCAACUGGAUGUUGGGAGUAGCCCAAGAGUCCUGCAAGAGAAAAGGGAACUUCAACAUAAAUCCCAAGAAUGGAUUUUGGACUUUAUUGUUACUGUCAGGUGACAAUAUGUCUUGUCAAAUGGGCAGCAGACAAAAAAUAAAUCAUGUGACUGGAAGACAUGGGAGAGUCUUGGUGUAUCUGGAUUAUGAUGAAGGACAACUUUCCUUUUACAACGCUGACUACGGAUCUCACAUCUACACCUUUGUUAGCCCUUUCUCGGCUAGACUUUAUCCAGUUUUCAGUCCUCGUGAUAGGAAUGUGGAACCCCUGAAACUAAUGCAUGAGAAACAAAACUGAGCCCUAAUAACUGUAAACUUGAAAUCCACUCACGCUAAUCACUUUCCAAAUUUUUUUAUGUGGCAUUUUGUAAUGACAAAAAAUAUAAAUAUUCCAUUUAAUUUCGGGUCUCUAGUUACUAAUGCAGGUCGGAGAUUAUUAAUAAUGAUUAAUUAGGUCAAACGUCUGUUAGUUUGCUGUUUGCAGUGUAUACUGCUUGUGUUUGCUUCAUAUAUAACCAUAUAUAAUUUCUCCUUGCUUACUUUAGAGCCUGAGCUGGUAGAACUUUUGGCAUUAGGUAACACAUUUGUGCCAACAGUAAAGAGUGAUGUUGCUAAAGUUCUGUUGGACUUGAAAUGUUAUGUGAGGAGGCUUAAUUUGAAAUUAAUGUUUAAUGAAUCACCUGCACCAUCUUUGUCUAAACUUAAGCUUCCAAGCGUGUUUAAUCCGCCAUUGCAUGUGGCAUUAAAGAUGUUCAAGAAUGCAUGUGAACUCGAUAUUAGACAUGCUGUUAAGACCACUAAGGUCAAGUCCAACCAGUUUAAUAUCUCUAAAGACCAAAUUGUUGCCCUUAAUAAGUUGCGGGCAUCUACGGUCAGGAUCAUCAAGCCAGAUAAGGGUGGUGGUCUAGCUAUUUUUGAACAGACAGAGUACGUUGAGAGAAUGUGUAGAGUGUUAAACACUGAUGCUUAUGAGCUAUCAUCGAUCAAUGAAAUGAAUUGUAGUUCUAAUAGAAUAAGAGGUUACUUUAAGGACCUGUUUAUAUCAGGAAGAAUAGAUAUAGACACUUUGGGCUAUAUCGAUAUAUUGUAUCCCAAAACACCGGUAAUGUUCGGUAUUCCCAAGGUUCAUAAGAACCUUGGGGAUCCGCCCAUGAGAGCUUUAAUUGAUGGUAGAUCUUCCACAACUUACUCUUGUUCUAAAUAUGUUGAUUUGUUGCUUGCUAAGUACGUUAAAUGUAUACCGAGUAUAUGUAAAGACUCCUGGUCCUUCCUAUCCGAUAUGAAUGCUAUGUUAGUUGAUGAACAUACUAACUUCUUAACCAUCGAUGUGGUGGAUUUAUAUACAUCAAUCCCACAUCUAGAGGCCUUGGAAUGGAUUGAAAUUCUGCUGCUUGACAUAGGCGCCACUAAAAGGGACAUAGAUAAUGUCACUGAAUUACUAGACAUUAUACUGUCUUCUAAUUUCUUCUCCUUUGAAGGAGAUAUUUAUUUACAGAAAAAAGGGGUGGUUAUGGGCUCCCCGUGCGGCGCAGCGGUAGCCAAUCUAUUCAUGGCAUACUGGGAAAGACAUUAUGUCUUUAACAAUCCGGCUUGGAAGGACAAAAUUGUUUUUUACACACGCUUUUUGGACGACGCGUUUAUACUUUUCAAAGGAGACGCCUUAAUGGCUCAUAUGUUUGUAGAGUUCUUAAAUUCAACAACAUCUUUUUUGAAAUUUACGUAUUAUUUUGACACCAAGCAAGCUAAUUAUUUGGAUGUUAAACUCUCUAGGGAUGCCAUCACUGGUUAUUUGAAAUCUACUAUUUUUAGAAAAGACACUUACGUAAAUUCCUAUCUUCACUAUAGCAGUUCUCACCCGUUUAAACAGAAAAAGGCAAUUGUAAAAGGGCAGCUGGUGAGAGCGGUGAGAAUGUGUAGUGAUGUAAAUGACUACAUCCUUGAAAGUGAAUUUCUAAGGGAGCUCUUUUAGAAUCGUGGUUAUCCACACCAGCUAAUUGAUGACCUGAUGGUGGAGGUCACAGCAAAGAGAAAUAAUGGUUUUUAUAAACCACUUUUGUGUGCGCCACCACAAGUUGACAGGCAUAAUGCUCAGAAUGAUGUUUUUUUGUCUACAACUUCUUCACCGAUAGAGGUUCCUAUGUUAACAGGAGCUUCAGAUAGUAAGAACCCGCCAUGCAAAUUCAUUAUGACAUUUAGUUUGAAUUGCAAGGCAAUUUUGGAGAUUUUAAACAAAAAUUGGUUUUACUUAUCUUUAUAUGCUUCUGUGGUUAAUAAAUUGGGUGACAAACCGUUUACAGUGUUUAGGAGAGCCAAAAACAUGAAGGAAUUGUUGCAAACCUACUCUUUAGCGUCAGCGAGUAGAAGAUCUAAGGGAUCUUUUACGUGUGGUGCAUGCAAUUACUGUUCACACAUAAAGACGGGGAGUACAUUUAGUGUAUUGGGCAAUAAAUAUUACAUCAAUCACAGAAUCAACUGUGAUACUAUGUCUAUUAUUUAUAUUGCUUUUUGCACUUGUUGCCCUGGAUUUUAUGUUGGUAAGACAGAUAGAAAGUUUAAAUAACGUAUUUACCAACAUAACUAUGCAAUUAAAAAUGCAAAAUGUGAAAACGCGCUUGCUAAACACGUAGUGAACUAUCCAGGACAUUCAUUCCAAUUCAUGGGGGUUGAACAUUUACCUACACCUGUAAGAGGGGGUCCGACGUCUAUCAUACUAGAAACCAGGGAAUUAUUAUGGCAACUAAAAUUAGAUGCCUUUAAUUUCCCAGGUUUAAAUGAAAGCUGUAAUAUAGCUCCAUAUUUGAAAUUAAAAUCUUAUAUGAGAUAGUAUGGUAGUUAUAAUAAGGUUUAACCUUAUGUCUUGUUCUUAUAUAAGAACUAUGUUAGGGACUAACUUGUUACCUAUUAAGCCUUUGUCUACUAAAAGUAGUGUUCUAAUGACAGGGAAUUUAUUUUACGAAUGUUUGAAUAGUUUUAGGCUUUUAGCUAUGGUCCAACCAUUUCUUGAAAUUAAAUGCUUUUGAGAAUUGUGAAUAAAUGGCUGGUUAGGUUAGUUUAUUAAAGUAUAGAAAUAUAAACACAAAUAAAUACAAAAAUUGAUAGCUGAAUUAUGUACAUGGGUAUAUACUUAAAUUAGUAUUUUAUAGAGUUAUAUAUUUUCCACUUGUACACAUAUAUAUAUAUAUAAAAAAAUUUUUAUACUUUAUGGUGUUUAUGUGAGUUAGGUUGCAUAUGUUUUUAGAGAUGUACAUAGAUUCUUCUGUCUAUGGAGUUAGCACUGAAUAAAAUACUGACCAUGUCAAAUGUGUAAUAAUAGGCACUACGACAGUGUGCUUAUGCACAUUUAAAUGUGGUUUUAAUAACUUUGCGACAUAGACAUAAGGAUUCAAUUGUUAUGUUUAAUUAACAACAAUGUUUUACCUAGAUAAUGAAAUUUUAUCUGGCUUGUAAGGACUUGUUUUGUUUUAUUAAAUAGUGCAUUUUGAAUUUAUAUCCUUGGUUGAUGCUCCUGCAUAAACGGAAGUGAUGUAAUUAUUAGCCCUGUUGGAGCGGAGCUAUAAGGAUCUUGUUAUUUUGUGUUUUGUAAACCUCUGAAGAAGCUACUUUUUUCUGUAGCGAAAACGCUGUCUGUUGUUACUCAAUAAACCUGCGUUCAGGCUUUUA
Molecule: messenger RNA, 4858 nt
Organism: Protopterus annectens (West African lungfish)
Lineage: Eukaryota; Metazoa; Chordata; Ceratodontiformes; Protopteridae
Product: zinc-binding protein A33-like
Exons: 6
Coding region: 12-1496 (494 amino acids)
Molecular function (GO): protein binding; zinc ion binding
Source: RefSeq, a predicted model, not a curated record